Labrus mixtus (cuckoo wrasse) is the source of this 6131-nucleotide messenger RNA. It is a transcript of the gene pdzd8, whose product is annotated as PDZ domain containing 8. Gene Ontology annotation, molecular function: protein binding; lipid binding. Gene Ontology annotation, biological process: mitochondrial calcium ion homeostasis. The transcript has 5 exons. Bases 134 to 3769 code for a protein of 1211 amino acids. NCBI's taxonomy places the organism in Eukaryota, Metazoa, Chordata, Actinopteri, Labriformes, Labridae. Gene Ontology annotation, cellular component: mitochondria-associated endoplasmic reticulum membrane contact site. The record is from RefSeq and is a predicted model, not a curated record.
GAGGAGCCUGAAGCUCAGGAAAGAAGCAGAUGAUAUGGCAGCUUUGAGAGCGACCAGGUGGAACUUGUUUUGUUCACACGGCUAAAUCUUUGAUUAUGAAAACACGUUGACUCCGUAACGUCAGCUGCGCGACAUGAUUUACUUAAUAUUGAUUUCCGCUAUCUCCGGAGCGGUGCUGACGUUGGUGUUACAGUUCCUGCUGAUAUACCGGAGAAGCCCUGAGCCCGUAGGCAGGACAGUGCAGUAUGUCAAAGUAGUGCCUGAUAACGCAUUGAAGGAUUACUUUAAUACCCAACAUGCCGAACCAGGCCAUCAGCAGCAGGACAGCACAGCAUCUGCUGCAUCGAAGCAGCAAGAGGCCGCCUCAACACGGCAGCAGGAAGCGGCUGUCACCGGCGGCAGCCCAAAACAACAGCCGCCACCGCCUUCUCAAAGCGAGCCCGGAGAUGCGGCCAAACCUGAAACGUGCAAUUUCCUAAAUGCUAUAUUUCUGUUCUUAUUCAGGGAGCUCAGAGACACCCCUGUUGUACGACACUGGCUCACCAAAAAGAUCAAGGUGGAAUUUGAGGAGCUGCUGCAGACCAAGACAGCAGGUCGGCUCCUUGAGGGACUCAGUUUAAGGGAUAUAUCUUUGGGCAAUUCCCUGCCGGUCUUUAAAACAGCCAAACUUAUGAAGCCGGUGCAUUUGAACGAGGACGGCAUGCCCGAGGAACUCAACUUUGAAGUGGACAUCGAAUACAAUGGCGGCUUCCACCUCGCCAUCGACGUCGAACUAGUGUUUGGGAAGUCUGCCUACUUGUUCGUGAAGAUGAGACGCGUCGUGGGGAGACUACGGCUGCAGUUCACACGCAUGCCCUUCUCCCAUUGGUCCUUCUCCUUCCUCGAGGACCCGCUGGUGGAUUUUGAGGCGAAGUCCCAGUUUGAAGGAAGGCCGCUUCCUCAGCUCACCUCCAUCAUUGUGAACCAAUUGAAACGGGUCAUCAAAAAGAAACACACCUUACCUAACUACAAGAUCAGAUACAAACCCUUCUUCCCGUUCCAAGUUCAGCCUCCACUGGGUCCAGCUUGUGAUCUGGAUCUGUCAGUCCAGGAUAGCAGGCUGGUAGAAGGCCGGCUCAAAGUAACCCUCAUUGAAUGUAGCAGGCUGUUUAUCCUGGGCUCCUAUGACAGAGAAACCUACGUCCACUGCACCCUGGAGCUGAGCAGCAACCAGUGGAAGGAAAAGACCCGAAGCUCCAUCAAACAGACCGAGGUUGUCAAAGGGCAAUGUGGCAGUGUUGGGAUGACCUUCAGGCAUGUCCCUGCCUCUGAGGGGGAUGCUGUUCAUGUCAGCAUUGAGACAGUCACGCCCAACUCCCCUGCAGCCUUGGCAGACCUGCAGAGGGGUGAUCGCCUCAUCGCCAUUGGAGGUGUCAAAGUGACAUCCUCGGUGCAAGUGCCAAAACUGUUGAAACAAGCUGGAGACAAGGUAGUGAUACUUUAUGAGAGGCCGGUUCGCCACCAGACUUCCUCUUUUGGAAGCCUGGGAACACUUCAGGAAGGGUUUGGGCAGCUCGAGGAAACUGGUUUUAUUUCACAGCCAGGGGGCUAUGAGGAGGACCCAGCUCCCAUCACCACCCUUUCUGACAUAUCUGACAGCAAAGAUAUGGACUCUGAGUUUGAAGAGCUGAUUGUGGACUCCAAACCUAGCCAGACUGGUGGCCCUAUUAGCAGUGUCUCAAAUACAAGUGACAUCAAGGAGGAUUCCUUACUUACAGUAAACCAAAGCCCCAAAAGAACUGUGGCCAACUUGGCCUCUAAGCCCCUUGGUACAAUAUCACCCAUCCUCAACCGCAAGUUAAACCUGGUGGGUCUCCAGUCACCACUAAAACCCCAGCCCAAAGAAUCACCAAAGCCCUCUCCGCAUAAGACUAGUAGUGAUCCGGGCGAGGGUGUGCAGCGCCCCAAUGUCCCUCCCCCACCUCCCCCCUCUCGCCCCCCUGUGCCACCAAGACCUCAAAUAAGGUUGACAUCAGCCUCAUCAGAGACCAGUCUUUUGGAAAGCGUUGAUUCUGUUACAUUGACAAACGCUGCAGUUGCUUCAAACAUUUCCACCACCCCUGCUUCUGAAAAGUCUCCUGAAAAAACUCCUGUAACUGGAGCCAUUGAGGACAAGUCUGGCACUGAGAAAAUAUGUGUGAAACAGUCUGAAGUGAAGCAGUCUACCAGGGCAGCAGAGUCGAGUGAUGAGCUGCCAGUCCCCUCCACUGUGACCACUAGCAACAAGGCCGAUCAAGUAAAGGACAAAGCUUCAGAAAGCUCCUGCAGCACAAGGGACAGUUUGGAGGACCAUUCCCUUUGGGAAUCCCCAGAAACUAUGUUUCGAAACCAGACCUCACGCUGGCAAAAGGCCUCUGUGGUGUUUGAGGUGGAGAGCAACCAUAAGUACCUUAAUGUGGCCCUGUGGUGCAAAGAUCCCUUUAAGCUAGGCAGUUUGCUGUGCCUGGGUCAUAUAAGCCUUCAGCUGGAGCAUUUAGCCCUGGAAUGUAUGGCUACUUCUUCAGCAGAGUACCAGAGCACCUUUAGGUUGGGCCCACCAGAGCCCCGUGCAAAUGUCAGCCGCACUGCGCUACGCAGUUUCAGCACUCACAAGGGCUUCAACGAGAAGCUAUGUUAUGGAGAUGUUACUCUGAACUUUUGCUACUUAGCUGAGGGAGAAUUCGACUAUCCUGUUGGAAUGGCAGAAAGGGAGCGAGAGGGAAGCCUCCAUGAUGAGGAUCUAAGGGAAAGGGAAAGAGAGCAUAUCUCCUCAGCACCACGUGAGGAUUUGGCCUUUAGUAACAUGCAGUUAGUGGAGGUUCGUCACAACUUCCAGGACACCCAGUUCCAGAAUCCCACCUGGUGUGAAUACUGCAAAAAGAAAGUUUGGACCAAGGCAGCCUCCCAGUGUAUGAUCUGCGCCUAUGUUUGCCACAAGAAGUGCCAGGACAAGUGCCUUGCUGAGAAUCCCCUCUGUGUGGCAGCGACUGAACGUCGUGGAGCUGACCCUGAAGCAAAAUCAACUAUAAACAGGGCCACCACUGGCCUAACACGCCAUAUCAUUAAUACCAGCUCUCGUCUGCUCAACCUUCGCCAACUACCAAAGACUCGGCUGGUGGAGCAGGUGGCUGAUGUGGUGCCUGGAGUGGUGGAGCCCUCACCCAAGCAUACCCCCAACACUUCAGACAAUGAGAGCAGUGACACAGAAACCUACACCAGUGGUGCAAGCCCCUCAAAGCAUUCUGUUGGCACUGGUGGCAGCACUAAACUUGUACGCAAGGAAGGUGGGUUGGAUGACAGUGUGUUCAUUGCUGUGAAAGAGAUAGGCCGUGACCUGUACCGGGGGCUGCCUACAGAUGAGCGGUCCCAGAAGCUAGAGUUGAUGCUGGACAAGCUGCAGCAGGAAAUAGACCAGGAGCUAGAGCACAAUAAUGCCCUUCUGCUGGAGGAGAGGGAGGCUAUAGAUGCCCGGCGUAAGGCUCUAAUUAGUACUGCACUGGCAAAGUCUGGGGAGAGACUCCAGGCCCUCACCCUGCUGAUGAUCCACUACCGGGCAGGCAUUGAGGACCUGGAGUCAGUGGAGAGCACCUCUCCUUCAGAGCAGCAAGGCUUUAAAAGCAAAGCAGAAGGUCCAGAGGAAGAGGCCCUGAUGGGGGCCGAGUUGUAUGACAGUGACAUAUGCAGCCCUGUGGAGGUGCAGCUGUUGGAUGACAUUACUGAGGAGCAGAUCUGUGUGGAGGCACUCCACUGAAUUAGACUAGAAAAGAGAAAGAGGAGUGCAGUGGACUUGGGCCUCUAAGGAAAAGAAAUGUCCAGUUUGUAUUCUGAGAUUGGGUAAUUUCAGAAGUCUGUUUUAAAUAUCAAGGAUUUGGGGUCCAGUGUUAAAUGAUUCACAUGUUUUUUUGUUUUUUUUUUAGGUGAAAAAGGGGUUGAGGUAUUUCCUACUAAGGAUUCUUGGUAAACCUGUUAUUGGUGUUUUGAUUUGCACAAUGUGAUGCUGUUUCCAUGCUCUUGGUUUUAAAGGGAAGCUUGAGAGCUAGACUAAUAUCUGCCCUCAGUAGUGCUGCAUGUUUAUCCUCCAGUUUUGUUUUCCUGUAAGCAUUUAAUUCAGUUUGCUUUAUUGUCUGUAACAGCUUUGCCAUAAGGACUUUAGAUACUGAGUACAUUGUUGUGCUCUACCAGUCUGACUCAACUCUUGUGACGGAAAUGUAUUGUUCAAAUCGUUAGCUGUAACAAGCCCAUAUGAAGGUGAACUACUUUAGUCUCUUACAGUGUGAAUACUACCAGGGAAAAGCAGGCUAAGCAGGUUUAGACACCCUGCAAUCGUUAAUACAUAUCUUGUUGUUUUGAGCACUUUGUACUGUAAUACAUUUGGAUUUUAGAAGUGAUUCUCCUUGCUCACAAAGCUCUUUGAGAUUUCAGCAGAUGCGUAAAUAAUAGUGAAAACUUAUAUCGUUUGCUUCUUUUUUGUGGUAUAUUUGUUCGGAUUGGUUAGGCCAAACAUGGUGGACUUUAAAACCUAUAAUUUUUAUUUUUCUCUUGCUUAUUCCUGUUUUGUUCAGAACUACCCAAAAGUAUGUUUACUGUUCAAAACCUUCAUGUGUGCACUUGGGAAAGGCACGUUAUUGACUUAUUGGCUGAUCUCUUUUCGGAUGUUGUGCGGGAGCCCUGAUGAUGUUAUGAUCUUAAUCAUUUAUUUUAAGGGUUUAACAUUUGUAUGUAGAAUUUUAAAGCUUCCAAAAGUUGUUAUCUGAUUAAGUGAAGAUCAUGUUGCUUCAUGAAUUGUUUUCUGACCCCAAUGAAUGUAUGUUCAGCCCUUGCUCUGUUUUGUGUAUAUGCAGCCAUAUGGCACUGCCUUUCCCCCCAUUUCCUUGCAAAAUAUCAAGCAUUAAUGUAGCCUGUUACAGUAAGUCUAUCAUAAGCAGUUUGAGCUCCAAAAUGCUUUGCUGUUCAUCCGUUUUACAACCUCAGAGAGCCACUGGAAAAUAAUUGUUUGUGAAGAUGGAGUAACUUACCAAUGCAUGUCAAAAGGAAAAAUCUACCCUAAAACCUUCUCAAAACCUCUUCUGAUUUGGUGUCCAUCUUCUUGUAUAACUUCACUGUUGUCAGUUGUGAAGUUUGUCAUCCAGUACCAAUUCCAGCAUAAAUACAUUUCAGUUUGUUGGAUGAUACUCAGAUUGAGUUUUAUAACUCUUUCAAAAUACCAAUAACAGUCAGUAGAUUGUUAUAGACAGAAAAUAGACAUUUAGCAAGCAUAAGUGGACCUGCAGACCCCAAACAUGAUGAAAAUAGAUCCAGAAUCCAUCUACUGUAGAGCAAUGGACUUAUUUUGUGUACUUACAGUAUGAAUACGUGCAGGUUAUUAUUUUCUUGCAACACAAAAACCAAUGUACCAACUAACUAAUACUUGAGCAUUAAACAAAAGUUCAGUAUAAGUCAUCAGUGGGUAGAUUUCUCCUUUUAAUGUAGCGCUGUUUCAAAAGGAUGGUUCACGCUAACUGGAAAAGAGUUGUUGUCACCAUACUCAAUGGACGCAAAGGCACAUUUUCUGUACUGUUUUGUGUAAAAGAUGUGUUGCUCAUAUAGAUAUUGGCUUACUGGCUGCUAUACCUGUCAAUUUUUCUCAUUUCUGUAUAACCAGAUUUUUUGUGCAAUAUUUUUGUAAGAAAUGAAGCUGAUAAUCAGGAGUGACUCCCCAUGUCUUCGAUCUCUCCUCCUUUCUCUUUCAAAAUGUGCAGUCUGUAUGCCCAUUUGUCUGGUAAUGUACCCAGUGGGUUUUGGGGACCAAUGAGAACCUGAGUGGAGUCUACCCCUCCUUUGGCCUGAGAAGCACUGCUUUUGUUGUUGCUGUUAUUACAAUGUGCUCUUCAACAGAACUCAUAAUAACACGCUUCUGCCCCCCCCCCCCCCCCCCCCCCCCCCCCCCCCACGCCAGCUCUAACCAGUGAAACUGCACUUAAAAUAUCACCGCCCACCACAGCUUUCACCAGGUCAAGAUGGUGUUCUUUACUUUUUACUUUUUGUGUAUGUGAGGGAUGUUAUACAUGGUUUUUCAGAAGGCCCAUGUGAUGAAGCUUUAUUGUACAUAACCUAAAUAAACAAGCUCAAAUGAA